UUACAUUUGCGCCUCUGUGUUUCAGUAGUUUGAGUGGAGAAAGUAAUGAAGAUGGAAGGAGCUGGUGAAUAAUUCAGCAAAUUUCUAGAGUUGCGGUGUGAUAGACGUUUAUUCGCCACAUUAUUGAAGAAUUAUACAAGUGAAAAGACGGAUAGCAUGUAGAAGUGCCUCCACUGCAGAUGAGGGAACAUGUUGGCUAUGGAUCAAGGAGUGGUGGAGGAAUGGCUGUCAGAAUAUAAGACACUCCCAGACAGUGCUGUUUCCUCCUAUGCUGCCUCUCUGAAGGACAAAGGCGCUCUGGUCCCUGCACUUUACAAAGUCAUCCGAGAGAACUAUAGUGAUUUGCUGGAGCCAGUGUGCCAUCAAUUGUUUGAGUUUUAUCGGAGCGGUGAGCCACAGCUGCAGCGCUUCACCCUCCAGUUUCUGCCUGAGCUCCUGUGGAGUCUGCUGUCCGUCAGCGCCGCCAGGGACCCACACACCUCCGGUUGCAUAGAGGCCCUGCUGCUGGGCAUUUACAACCUGGAAAUAGUUGACAAAGAUGGACAGAGUAAAGUGUUAUCAUUCACUGUCCCCUCUCUCUCCAAACCUUCAGUGUAUCAUGAGCCUUCAACAAUUGGCUCCAUGGCUCUCACUGAAGGUGCUUUAGCCAAUCAUGGGCUGGCCAGAGUAGUGUACAGUGGGCCACACUUGCAAAGAGAAACCUUCACUGCACAGAACAGAUUUGAAGUUCUGACCUUCUUGCUGCUGUGCUACAAUGCUGCGCUGAGCUACAUGAGCAUGACUUCACUGCAAUCUCUCUGUCAGCUCAGCUCCAGAGUAUGUAUUUGUGGUUACCCACGCCAGCAGAUGCGACGAUAUAAAGGCAUUAGCACCCGUAUGACCGUUACGUCAGAGUUUCUGGUUCAACUCAUCACUGGGAUCCACUAUGCUUUGUGUAACGGUGAAGUGGAGCUUGGAUCCAAAGCCCUGGAUGAUGUUCUGUACAGAGCCCAGCUAGAAUUGUUCCCUGAAGCACUUUUGGUGGGUAAUGCCAUCAAGUCGUCUCUGCAUGGAGCAGCUUUGAAAAACAAUACAAAAGAUGGUGGCAGGAGUAUCCAGGUCGAGAUCACGCCGACAUCCUCCAGGAUUUCCCGUAAUGCUGUCACGUCCCUCUCAAUCAGGGGCCACAGGUGGAAACGACAUGACGCAGUGGAUUUGGGUUCCCCGGAUGAGCUGAUGGAUAUCUCAGAGGUUGAUGAAGGAGUGUGGCCAGGAGGAGUGGGACCUGAAACAACACCUACCAUCACUAUUAGCAACAGUGUGACCACUUUGAAUCUUGGGGCUAAAGCUAUGAAGAAAUGUCGGCUUAGUAGUCGCACAAACAAAGACAAGGAGACUGCACCACAAAUUACAAACCGGGCAAACAGUGAGAAUGUGGAGCUGACCGUGAAGCGGCUGACCCUCACCUCCAGCCAGUCAGUCCCAAAGGGAGGAACGCUCACCAGUCUUACCCGCACUGCCAGUGCUGUGUUCUCCCGUUCCUUUGAGCAGGUGGCCAGUGGCAAUGCUCCUAACACUAACCAUACCGCCUCUGAAGCAGGACGCUACUCAUGCAGCCUGCAGGAGGAAGGCCUGGGCUACCUCAGUCCCGGGCCCAACCAUACACAGCGUUCUCCCAGCAUUAGCGUCCAUCUCGGCUCUGAUCUUUAAAAAAUGCUGGGACAUUUGACUGCCCACCACAUGCCUCACAAAGUGUGACCCUGCACCUGUGAUCUGGAACUCCAAGCCAUGCCAACUGCACCAACAACCAUGUAAACGCUCCUGCUACUUUAUCACUCCAGUUAAAUGUCUCAAUUUACAACCCUGCAUCAUUUAGACAUCUACACUGUAUGUCAUAUCUCAGAAGUCAUAUAUAUCACCUGGUGAGCCUGAUACAGCAGGAUGUCAUAUGGUGUAUUGCAGUACAAUUGUGCCACAAAAACUGUUCUCAGCUGCAGCUAUUGGGUGUCCUUACAACUCCAAACUGUAUUUGACAGUGUAUUUGAAGUCACUGCCCUGCAUGGCUUUCCCAUAUACCCAUUUUGACAGCUGUCAGUGGGCAAAAUGACUGUGAGAGCAUGUAUGUGUGUAUGGUUAUGUACUGUAUGUUUCUAUGUCUGUUUUUAAAAUCAAGGCUGCUGAUCGAUACAAUAAAUGUAUCAUCCUCCUAGUGUUUAUACGAUUUUUGGAGAAAUAACCCAUAGCAAUACAAGUCUUAGUAUUUUCCAUCUUUUUGGGAAGAUUAUCUGUGUUCUUUAUCAAAUACUGCUGUGCUUUACUGCUAAAUAUACAAAGAAUAAUUACUGCUAACUAAUCAUCAGACCUGACAUAAUGGUGUUUAAUGUUUACAAUCAGACAGUACCAUAAAAUAAAGCAAUAUUAGUUUAUUCUGGUCUUAGCACAUUUUCCUAAUUCAUUUGACAAAUAAGUAGGUGUAGAUUUUGGAGAAGACAACUGUAACAUUUUUACAUGGUAAAUUUUGCACUCAAGAGAGCUAAGAAUUGUUUCCACUGUGGUAUUUUAUUAUGAUGAAUGGUGGGGUUGGAUCUGAUUUAUAGUUAGUUUCUAUAAGAUGGCUUUUAUGUGUGACUUUUUAUCCACCUUUUUUUUUACGUUUACAUUUUUGGAAUUGUAAAGAUGUACCAGCCCUAAUAUGAAUAAUAAACCCACUGGUACCUGGCACAUAGGACUUUUUCUGUAAAAAGCCCCACUGUAUUUUAGUGUGAGAAGAUGUCCAAAACAAGGAUACCCCCCCUUUUUUUUUGACCAGCUGCCACUCCACAUUUAAUACUGUAAUUUGGUGAGGUGUUCAGUUCUGUCUGCUUGUUGUUCCUGUAUCUUCAUUAGUUGAUGUUAAUUGGUUAUAUCCAUAAUGGAAAAUGGCUCAAGUGUGUACAUUUGAUGUUGUGAAAUCAAAACAUUGGUACAGACUUACCCUUGUUCAAAGUGUAUACCUGUCAGAUGUGCACUAACACAGUGUGUCAAUCAUAGUGUUUCUGUAUGCAGGCUUACAGAAUGUGCAUAAGCUCUUGUACGUCAAACCUUUAUGUUGUACUAAAGUUGGUUUAUACUGGCCUUUCUGUGUCUGAUAAGAAAACACUGAUGAGUCCUCUUGGAAUAAAGUGUUUGUACAUUA
Boleophthalmus pectinirostris (great blue-spotted mudskipper) is the source of this 3154-nucleotide messenger RNA. It is a transcript of the gene hycc1, whose product is annotated as hyccin PI4KA lipid kinase complex subunit 1. Gene Ontology annotation, biological process: phosphatidylinositol phosphate biosynthetic process; protein localization to plasma membrane. Lineage: Eukaryota; Metazoa; Chordata; Actinopteri; Gobiiformes; Gobiidae. The transcript has 11 exons. The coding region runs from base 190 to 1689 and encodes 499 amino acids. Gene Ontology annotation, cellular component: plasma membrane. The record is from RefSeq and is a predicted model, not a curated record.